CGCCGCUGCCGCCGCUCCCCGGUGAGGCUCGCGCUCGAGCUGCGGCGCCGGCCCCGCCGCCUGGGCUCCGGGCCCGGCCCCUCCCGCGCCGCCCGGGCGAUGAGAAGCUGCUUCUGCGUGAGACGGAGCCGGGACCCGCCGCCGCCGCAGCCGCCGCCGCCCCAGCGGGGAACAGACCAAUCCACAAUGCCUGAAGUCAAAGACCUUUCAGAAGCUUUGCCAGAGACGUCGAUGGAUCCCAUCACGGGAGUGGGGGUGGUGGCUUCUCGGAACCGAGCCCCAACAGGCUAUGAUGUAGUUGCACAGACAGCAGAUGGUGUGGAUGCUGACCUCUGGAAAGACGGCUUAUUUAAAUCCAAGGUUACCAGAUACCUGUGUUUCACGAGAUCAUUUUCCAAAGAAAAUAGUCAUUUAGGGAACGUGUUAGUGGAUAUGAAGCUCAUUGACAUCAAGGACACUCUGCCUGUAGGCUUCAUCCCAAUUCAGGAGACAGUGGACACACAGGAAUUGGCUUUUAGAAAAAAGAGGCUGUGCAUUAAAUUUAUCCCACGGGAUUCAACUGAAGCUGCAAUUUGUGACAUUCGGAUCAUGGGCCGGACCAAGCAGGCCCCUCCUCAGUACACGUUUAUUGGGGAACUGAACAGCAUGGGGAUCUGGUAUCGAAUGGGCAAAGUACCGAGGAAUCAUGAUUCAUCUCAACCCACAACACCUUCCCAGUCAUCAGCUGCUUCCACCCCAGCCCCCAAUCUCCCCAGGCACAUCUCACUAACGCUCCCUGCUACCUUCCGAGGCAGGAACAGCACUCGGGCUGACUACGAGUACCAGCACUCCAAUCUGUAUGCCAUAUCAGCAAUGGAUGGUGUGCCUUUCAUGAUUUCAGAGAAGUUUUCUUGCGUUCCAGAAAGUAUGCAGCCCUUUGAUCUCUUGGGAAUCACCAUCAAAUCUCUGGCAGAAAUUGAAAAAGAGUAUGAAUACAGCUUCCGCACGGAACAGAGCGCUGCUGCCCGGCUCCCGCCCAGCCCCACUCGGUGUCAGCAGAUCCCCCAGUCCUGAGGGCCCGGCCACCACCCUGGCCCCGUGUGGAGAAGACGCUGCUGCCCAG
Zalophus californianus (California sea lion) is the source of this 1102-nucleotide messenger RNA. RefSeq names its product multivesicular body subunit 12B (gene MVB12B). The transcript has 10 exons. Gene Ontology annotation, cellular component: ESCRT I complex; late endosome. Bases 100 to 1053 code for a protein of 317 amino acids. The record is from RefSeq and is a predicted model, not a curated record. Gene Ontology annotation, biological process: regulation of epidermal growth factor receptor signaling pathway; virus maturation; viral budding. Lineage: Eukaryota; Metazoa; Chordata; Mammalia; Carnivora; Otariidae.